Messenger RNA from Cryptomeria japonica (Japanese cedar), 366 nucleotides. RefSeq names its product cytochrome P450 76T24-like. Gene Ontology annotation, molecular function: oxidoreductase activity, acting on paired donors, with incorporation or reduction of molecular oxygen; heme binding; iron ion binding. The transcript has a single exon. The record is from RefSeq and is a predicted model, not a curated record. Lineage: Eukaryota; Viridiplantae; Streptophyta; Pinopsida; Cupressales; Cupressaceae. The coding region runs from base 1 to 366 and encodes 121 amino acids.
AUGGACACCCAGCUGCUCACUCUGUUUUCUAUGCUCUUAACUAGUACCAUCCUUGUCUACUUAUGGCUAUGGAGAAAGAAGAAAUAUGCAACCAUUUUUCUUCUUCCUGGACCUCCUGCCUGGCCUAUUGUGGGAAACCUGUUUCAGAUGGGAGAAACGCCCAACGAAAGUCUCUUCUCCCUUUCCCAGCAAUACGGUCCUCUGAUGACACUGCGCCUUGGCAUGAAAGCUACAGUGGUGGUGUCUUCUUCUGCAAUGGCGAAGGAGGUUCUGAAAACUCAAGACCAAGUCUUUGCAGGGCAGCCGAUCAUGGCGAUGGGGAAGGUGCAUGAUCAGGGGAAGUCCGCCAUGGGGCUUCUUGAAUAG